Argiope bruennichi is the source of this 4012-nucleotide messenger RNA. It is a transcript of the gene Kcmf1, whose product is annotated as E3 ubiquitin-protein ligase KCMF1-like. Gene Ontology annotation, biological process: synaptic signaling. Lineage: Eukaryota; Metazoa; Arthropoda; Arachnida; Araneae; Araneidae. The record is from RefSeq and is a predicted model, not a curated record. The transcript is spliced from 7 exons. Gene Ontology annotation, cellular component: plasma membrane. Gene Ontology annotation, molecular function: zinc ion binding. Bases 248 to 1678 code for a protein of 476 amino acids.
AAUCUCUACUUGUUUUCUUCAACCAAUAUGCCGGAUAUUGGGGCGACUGAAACUGCGCAGGACUUGGAAUUUGUACUAGUGAUUUCUAAUGAGUUUGAUUAUCUCCAAUGGGAAAACUUUGUUUGAAAAGUGUUCUCACAUUUUUGUAAUUUAUGAAUUUCACCAAAAAAUAAAGCUUUUCGAACGUUAAACCACAUUAAAAUUAUUUUAUCUUGACGUGGCAUUCGACUUAUACCGAAUAUCAGUAAUGUCUCGUCAUGAAGGUGUUAGCUGUGAUUCUUGUUUGAAAGGCAAUUUUAGAGGGAAAAGAUACAAAUGCCUUGUCUGUUAUGAUUAUGAUUUAUGUGCUACUUGCUAUGAAGCUGGUGCCUCUACAACCCGGCAUAAUGCUGAUCAUCCUAUGCAGUGUAUUUUGACAAGAUCAGAUUUUGAUUUAUAUUAUGGGGGUGAAACAGCAUCUGUGGAACAUCCUCAAUCUUUUACUUGUCCUUUCUGUGGUCGAAUGGGCUUAACAGAAACUGCAUUAACUGAACAUGUAUCAGCCGAGCAUUCGGAAUCCUCAGCAGAAAUCGUUUGUCCUGUAUGUGCUUCGCAACCUGGUGGUGAACCUAAUCACAUGACAGAUGAUUUUUCUGCCCAUCUUGCCCUUGAUCACAGGAAUAGAGAUAUACAAGAUGAACCAACAAGUUCUCGUCAUACUAGAAGGAUACCUCAUGCUGGAAGAGGCAUGAGUAGCAAUAGAGCUCGUCGCUCGCAGAUGCAAUUUACUUCCGCUGGUGGGUUGGCAUCGCUUUCUCCAAAUAGUAGGGAUUCCAUGGAUCCUAUAGCUGAACUUCUAUCUCAGUUGUCAUCUGUGCGACGUUCUAACCUCGCUCAAACCAACACCACUUCUCAGCUCCAGCAACUUCAGAUGCAGCUGCAGAUGGAACGGCAGCAAGCACAAAUGGCACGUCAGCAACUGGAGCGACUCCCUCGUCGCCAGGCAGCCACUACUAGUAUUUCUACUUCAGCCGGUGCAGGGGGUAGCAGUGCACUGCAGACUCAUUUCACUGUCUCUCUUGACACUUCCUCUAGUCCUUCAUCGGCCUCUUCUGGACCACAGUUCCUUUUAUCAAGAUGCACUGAUCCAGUCAUCACCGAAGGUGAACAACAAGCUCUAGAAAUUGAACAUGCCGAUCGUAGUCUUUUUGUCCAAGAACUGUUACUCAAUACUCUAGGUGAACAAUUUGAUACUGAGGAAUUGGACAGUCUUGUCAAAAUUAUUGAUCUGAAUUCGAAUGGUGGAGAGGUGAACCCGUAUCCAGAUGUUAAUGAUAAUCAUGGUCCUAGGAGGGAUCCUAUAAGUGCCAUACCUGAGCCUGGCUCCCAUUCCGUGCAACAGCCUUCGAAUUCUACUGUAGAAGAAGUACGGCCGACUCGUAGCAAUCCUGAACCUCCAGCCCAACGUCCCAAUCCUCAAGGUAGGGUCCAUAACCGUGGUGCAGGCAAUAGCUAUAACAACCCGGUUGGUAGGGGAGCUGGUUCUCAACGAGCAAAUACACGUGAAGCUCUUAGUAGCGGAGCUAGGCCUGUGAGUAGGACGACCAAUAGGGAGCGAGGUACAUCGCCUACUAGAAGAAAAGCUUUACGGCAAGUUGAUGAUAGAAAUAAAACUACUGAGCCUCCUCCACCACACUGAUAAGAAAAGGAUGUUUUCUUUUCUUCGAAAAACAGUCGGACUGCCUCUUUUCAUUGUGUUUCUGAGUAACAGGACAUAUUUAGAACUUGGGAAACUUUGCUUUCUAAAAAAUAUUUGGAAUAAGAGAUUACACUAAAAUAUAUCCUCACUCUUGGCAUGCUGUUGUUUAAUUUAAUUCAGCGUGUUUAAUACAGAUGUGUCCAUACAAAAUCCAAAUAAGUAUUUAAAAUCAACAGUUAUGUUAUGUGAUUCACCUCUCUUCAUUGCUGAAGUAAAUAUUUUUGAGUGAACAUGGUUUGUUGCAGCAUAGUGAGAAUGUAUUUACAUACUUGUAUUGUAAAGCCUUGUAUACCUAAAUUAUAAAGUUAUGCUUUAAAAAAAUCAAAAAUAAAUGAUGAAAAAAAUUCUUAGUUACUUUUAUAUAUUUAUACAUAUUUAUUUACCUGAGAAACCAUCUGAGUUUUUAUCUUUUAGCUGUAUUUAUAAAUAUUAUUAAGUUUGACAAAUUUGAAACAAUUCUUUACGUAAAUUUAAAUUUAGACUGAAAAUGCACUCAAUUUUCUAUGCCAGCAAGACAGAGAUAGAAUAGAAAUUUCAAAUAAGUCAUGUCGCAAGUUCCUUUUCAUGUUUUAAAUAAUGAUAUAUAAUUUUUUUUAUUUGUAUUUUUUAUUUAGAUAAUGCGUUAAUAGAGUGAAAUUUAACCUUUUUAUUUUUAUUUAAUUUUAAUAAAUAACUCUAGAGUACUAGAGUCUUAAUAUUCUGUUCAUUGUCUCCAGAAAUUGAACGAAUUCUUCAAUCAAUAUUUUUGAAUAGAAACUAAUUUAUGGAUUAUAAAUAAUUAUUAUAAUAAAAAAUUUAUUUAUAAUUAGGAUAAAGGGAGGGAGUUGCUAUCUAGGCCUAAAUUAUUUAAGGAUUUUGUUUUUUUAUUCAUCUUGUGUGUAACCAUCUAUUUCAUUUGCAUUAAAAGAACAACUACAUAAAUGCAGUUAAUGCAUAAUCACUGAGAUCCCUUACAAUAUGCUUCAACUUGACCUAAUGAUGCAAUAUAUCUCGUGUUGCAUAAAUAGUGGAAAAUGUAACGCUCUGACCACUAAUAGGCCAGUGCCUACGGUCCGUCCCUAUUUAGAGUAUAGUUUUCCUAGAUUUGCCUUAAAUGAAAUUUGUUUUAUUGUGCUGUGUUUAUUUUCCUGUCAUUUACUGUUAGAUGUUAGUUAUACUUUGUAUAAAGAAAUAAUAAAAAAAAAUUCAAAUUCAUUUAAAAUUUUGUUUUUUUUUAUUGAAAAAUAAUUAAAAUUUGUAUAAAGUGGUUGGGAGGGGAGGGGAACAGGACAGGUAAUUAAUUUUUUACUAGUAUUUUAUCUACAGAAGUAUUGUUUUAAAGAUUAUUUGUAAAAAGAAGUGUCCAAUUUGAAGUUUCUUGGCAUUUAACUUUUAAACUAUAUGUAUAUUUAUCAAACUGAAGAAAAUUUUAAAUUUACUUGGUCUGAAUUUUUAUUUUUGCAAUCACUUAAUUUUUAUUUUAUAUAGAAUUUCUCAAACUUUUUAAAACAAUUCUUUUUUUAAAAGUUUAUUAUAAAGGCUACUUCUAGAAUUCCACAGAAAGGUGCCUUUUAACUUUGUUUAUUUACUGAAUAAGUUGUUGAUAUAGUAAUAUAGAAGAUGUAUAUGUUGUAUAUUUGAAAUACAUUUGAAUGAAAAUUUAGUACAAAAUAGUGAUGCUCUGUUUCCUGAGAAUGACUGCAAUGCUCUUGGUAAAUUCUGGAUGUAAGAUUUUUUCCUUCAAAUUUUGAUAGAUAGGAAUAAUAGUAAAUAAACUUAAAAAUCCUCCUAAAAUACCUAUAAUAUUUUGUCACUUUAAUAAUUAUAUUGCAAAAUGAGUAAAGAAGUGAAUUUUAAAACAUUGGAAUUGAUUAAUUAAAUUGAUUAAUUGAACUAUAAAUAAUAAACUGUAUAAUUGAAAAUAUUUAGGAACUAAAAUAGGAAAUUGUACAAUUGAAAAGAUUUUGAAAAUGAAAGGUAUAAAGUAAUAAACUGUACUUGUACAAAAAAGUCCCCUUCCUCCUCUUCUUUUUUAAAAAAACUAAAUAGCUGUUGAUAAAUGCUAUUGCAGUAGGAAUUUUUUUACCUAUUUUAAUUUUUGAAGUAAAAUUUCAAACUUCCUAAGUUUGUCUGAAAGGGCACUGUGAUCUUUCUUGGAUGUGAAUGCAUGAAUGCUUUUACUACUAGAGAAGAAUGACUAGAACAUUGUUUUGUUAUUUAGAUAUAUAUAUAUAUCCUGCUUCCAUAAGACACUCUUAUUAUAUAUAUUUUUUCUAUAAGGCAAUUAUUCUAUGA